Medicago truncatula (barrel medic) is the source of this 664-nucleotide messenger RNA. RefSeq lists its product as uncharacterized. The transcript has a single exon. The coding region runs from base 152 to 469 and encodes 105 amino acids. NCBI's taxonomy places the organism in Eukaryota, Viridiplantae, Streptophyta, Magnoliopsida, Fabales, Fabaceae. The record is from RefSeq and is a predicted model, not a curated record.
AUGCAUAUCUACUCUUUUUUUCUGUCUCUUCUAGACACUUUCUUAAGGUAAGGUCCUCAAUUAUAUAUAGUUUCAUUACAUUAGUUCUUAAACUUAUAAAUUUGGCUACUAAACUUCAAUUUCCAAAAAAUAGUGUCCAUUUUUUUUAAGCAUGGAAAAUGAACAAAUUACAAGCAAGGAAAUGAAAGUGGAGAUUCAAUCAAGGAGUGAAGUUAUGUCAAGUACUAUAGGGGUAGAGGUACAAGGGGGUUCAAAUAUGGGACAAGGUGGACUUAUGAGACAACCUAGUAUGACCAAAACAAAUUGUCUAUGUUCACCAACAACACAUCCUGGUUCAUUUCGUUGUAGGCUUCAUCGUAGUCCUAGUCUUCAAAGGACCAAAAGCAUAGAGCCAGAAUCAAUCCCUGAUCAGACAUCUACUAUAGGUCAUGGUUCUAUUGUUGGUGGUGACAAAGAUCGAAUCCAUUAAUGUUAUGUUUAAUUGAAUGUUCAAUAUUAUUUAUUAUUCAGUAACUAUAUGGUUACUUUUGUUCUGUAUAAUUGUUUAGUCUUAUAUGUGUUAUAUGUGUUAUGUUAUGUGUAUUAUUGCAUGCAAUUUUCUUUUAUUUAUGUUUGUUGUAAUUAAAAGGAAGCAAUCUAUGUCACGUUCUUAUUGAUUCUGAAA